Symbiodinium sp. CCMP2592 is the source of this 1056-nucleotide messenger RNA. NCBI's taxonomy places the organism in Eukaryota, Dinophyceae, Suessiales, Symbiodiniaceae. The record is from the annotation of a GenBank genome assembly.
AUGUCGGACAGCGAGACGGAGUUGGUGCCUACAUUGGCUGAUGCCUAUCGCGCGGCUUUCGAUCACCUUGAAGAGCAGGGCCUUGAUGACCCCGGUAUCUGGGCUCUUGAUGACCCUCUACCGGGUGAAACUCCCUUGGCACAGCUGCUGGUACUCUUGGAUCUGAAUGGAAUUCUGGUCCGAUGCCCUCCGCUGGCAAAACGACUCCGGUGUCCAGACCAGCAUGUCGUCGAGAUCCAGCGCGAGCCAGGCGAUAAUGGUAUCGGUUCCUGGGCCUACACCCGUCCGGAAGAGGUUCGCAGGCUUGUCGAUUUUCUGACUGAGCUCCCCAUACAAUGGGGGAUUUACACCACGAUGACUCGCGAGAAUGCGUGUAGAGUUCUGCGCCACGUGUUUCGGAGCGCUGGCCUUCCAAUCACGGCUCCAACGGCUCCAGAAGAAAAAAGAUUGCAACAUGCACAUCCAGCUGGCCGCAAAUGGAUUUGGUUCUUUACGCAGGAGGACCACCACGAAUAUGAUCCGAACAGCCCACCCUUUCCUGGGCAUGAGCGGCAUGAAGGGAAUAAAAAGCUCCCAACAAAGCUGACAGCAAAGAUACAAGGGGUUAAUUCCGGGCACGGGCAGUCGCUUCUGACCGCAGGAGUCGUUAGCGACGUCCAGGAAUACCUGGAUGCUCAAGGGUUUGAGUCUCGAGUGUGCCCCAUGCUCGUAUGUGCUGCACCGAAGAAAACCAAGUUGAUUCGGGGCCUGAACCUUCUGAUCGAAGACUACGAUGACGAGGCGGUGGAAGCCGGCAAGAACACUGGGCUAGAGAGGGUCGAGACUGCUGUCAGCUUGGCCCUCCGGAACCUGAAUGCUGUUGGGACUCUGCUGAUAGAGGCCAACACAGCUUUCCUCUUCAGAAGAAGGCUGUGUGGGCUCACGGUUCCACAGCACAUGAAGGAUUACAGGGUAGACUCUCAAAACCAUGACAACACGAACCCGGACAUGUACAAGCUGAUCGAUUCCAAGAUUCUGGACUUUCUGGAUCCCUUCUCAAGUGCAGGAGCCGACUGA